UCAAACGAAAAAAACUGUAUAUUGGUGUGUUUGCUUACAAAGUGACCAACUUGUUAAAGAAGCGGCUUCUUUUGGCUGAGUGCCGCCGAAUGCUUUGGACUACUCGGUUAAUUUAACCCAUUAUAACAGAGUUAAUUGGCUUGAUUAAACCCAAUUGAUUAGUCUAGUGUGCGCUUUGCAAAUACGAAAUAGAGCAAAAACACGAGAAAAUCCUCUAAAGUCGACAUUAGAUCGCCGUUUAACGAUGAUGGCAAACUAUCCUCUUACCGAAUUAAUUUUAUUGCUCUGUUUCCGAUAUUCGCAACCGAGUUGGCUGCUUUUGUCGGCAUCAAGCGCAGCUUCUGUUUCACGAAAUUCCCUUGUUUCUCUUUGCCGAACCAUACCAGAAGUGAAUGUUGGUCAACUAGAAUUAUGCGAUAAAUAUCCAAACGCUAUACGAAGCGUUCAAGAGGGUGGUAAAUCAGCGAUAAGGGAGUGCCAACGACAAUUUAGAUACGAACAAUGGAAUUGUAGUACAUCGUCGAACGCAUCUUAUUCAAUAUUUGGUCCUACUUGGAAAGAGGGGACUAAGGAGAAUGCCUUUCUUUUAGCAAUAUCCUCAGCAAGCCUUGUGCAUAUGCUUACGAAAUCCUGCUCAGCCGGAAAUCUUUCAGCCUGUUCAUGUGAUACAUCGAGAGACGGAGAAGUUGGUUACGACGGUUCGUUUUCUUGGUCCGGUUGUAGCGACAACGUUGGUUUUGCGGAACGUUUCACGAAAAAAUUCGUUGACUGGUCAAAUAAGCAGACAAUAAAAAAAAUUAUAAAUGAGCCUGGAUCCAAUUUAAAUCAUACUGCGAAAAAGGUAUUGAAAAAGUUGUUAACUAGGAAGAUGGCUAAUUUGCAUAAUAAUGACGUUGGAAGAGAGACAGUCAAAAGAUUGAUGGAAAGAAAAUGUCGUUGUCACGGAGUGUCUGGUUCUUGCGAGGUUAGAACUUGUUGGCAAUCGUUACCCCGUUUUUCAAACGUUGGAAAGUUCCUGAAGAGAAGAUACGAAGGUUCUAUAAGAGUGAACAUUAAGAAGAAUCAUUUAAAAAGAAAAGAUUCCCGAGUCAAUUAUAUACCAAUCACAAAGAAAGAAUUAGUUCAUACUGAUAAAUCUCCGAAUUUCUGCAAGAAGAAUAGGAAAAAGGGAUUUCUAGGAACGACAGGUAGACGCUGCAUUAAUGAUUCAUUGAAAAAGGGUUCAUGUAAGAUGCUCUGCUGUGGAAGGGGUGCUAAGGUUACGGUUCAAAGGAUCAAGAAAAGAUGCAAAUGUAAAUUUCAUUGGUGCUGUGAAGUUAAAUGCGAAACCUGUUACGAAGAUAAAAAGUUUUACACUUGUAAAUGAAAAUUGGGCGCCAUCUACAUGAUAUUUUUGAUACCUCAAACUUUUUUGUUUGCAGUUUUGUCUGUAAAAUGUAUAGAAUAGUUAUUUUAUUUUAUUUUUUAGUAUAUAGCCAUAACUAUAUCAGUUAUGUAUACUGUACAUAUAUUUAUAUACAGUAUAAGUAUGCAUAUAUUGCAGUGAAUGUACAGUAUAGUAGUUAAAUAUUCACGAAAAUAUAUGUAUAUAUCUUAAUCUUUUUUAUAUAAAAUAAGUGCAUUUUAUAUUAUAGGAAGAGAAAUAUAAAAUGCUCUUUAUUACCGUACACUAUAUAUGCACAUAUAAUAUGACUUUGUGCAUGUAUAGUUGUUAUAGAAAUGUGCUAUUUGGGCGCCAUAAGUGCGUUGCUGUG
Messenger RNA from Dimorphilus gyrociliatus, 1754 nucleotides. The record is from the annotation of a GenBank genome assembly. Lineage: Eukaryota; Metazoa; Annelida; Polychaeta; Dinophilidae.